Molecule: messenger RNA, 906 nt
Organism: Trypanosoma theileri
Lineage: Eukaryota; Euglenozoa; Kinetoplastea; Trypanosomatida; Trypanosomatidae
Product: putative cell cycle sequence binding phosphoprotein (RBP45)
Exons: 1
Coding region: 1-906 (301 amino acids)
Cellular component (GO): cytoplasm
Source: RefSeq, a predicted model, not a curated record
AUGAACGUGGCCCUACUCAAGGAUAUUGAAGAGACACGCCGAUAUAUAGAUGAGUGUUAUUUACAGGAUCUUGGACGACUGGAGGCGGCACGUAGCAUGUUUGAGCAGCACUUCAGUCGUCUAGAUAGCCUUAUACGUGACAGUACAAACCCCCGACAUGAUGAAGGAGGGGAAAUUCGCGUGGAUACUCUAUUGGCUACACCAUGCCGACAGACGUACAAUAGUGAUGACAAAAUAUUGGCUACACCUUCUAUGGCAUCACCACCCAUAAGCCGUGGAACAAUCAAUUAUGAUCGUUUUCUGGACGAGGUUACUUGUGGGGCAUUGGCAUCUACUUGGCCAAAUCGCCUAAACAAUGAGACAGAUGCGGAUACUCGCAAGCGACCAACGCUGGAAUCUAUUCCUGAAGGAGCACGUAAUCGUUCACCCCCGAAGGAUCAUAGCGCACCUUGUCAAGUCCUUGUAGUAUUUAAGCGUAAGCGUAUUUUGCAAUUUGAGUCCCCCACGUAUGUUUCUCCCGGCGAGUAUGUUGUGGUGGGUGGAGAUCGCGGAGAGGAUAUUGGCCUCGUGACCCACUCGAGAACACUCGGCGAGCACAACUACGAUGGUGAGAAGAAAUGGGCGGAGGGCGUCGGCCGCGUACUGCGAGUCGCCACUGCGCUGGAGGUCUCGCAGCUGCAGGGCGUGCAGACGGAGUUGGAGGAACGCGCCGUGGAGGUGGCGCAGAAGAAGGUGGAAGAGCACCGUCUCCCUAUGUGCAUUGUAGAUGCGGAAUAUCAAUUCGAUCGCAAAAAGCUCACUUUUUACUACCGUUCUCAGCAGCGACUUGACUUCAGGACACUCGUGCGGGAUCUCUAUAAAACAUUUCGAGCCCGCAUUUGGAUGGAGCCAGAGGUGCCAUCAUAG